Molecule: messenger RNA, 975 nt
Organism: Zalophus californianus (California sea lion)
Lineage: Eukaryota; Metazoa; Chordata; Mammalia; Carnivora; Otariidae
Product: olfactory receptor 6K3-like
Exons: 3
Coding region: 1-975 (324 amino acids)
Biological process (GO): G protein-coupled receptor signaling pathway
Cellular component (GO): membrane
Molecular function (GO): olfactory receptor activity
Source: RefSeq, a predicted model, not a curated record
AUGGAGAGUGCAAAGCUAUCUGCAGUGACUGCAUUGCUCUUCACUGGCUCCCCCCAGCUCCAGGAGAGUGGCUUCCUAUACUUUUUUCCUUUACUUUUCAUCUACACCUAUUUCCAAAUUAAUACAGAUGAAAUCCUCUUUGCUGUGAGACCGGACACCCAUCUCCACGAUCCCAUGUACAAUUUCAUCAGCAUCUUCUCCUUCCUGGAGAUCUGGUACACCGCCGCCACCAUCCCUAAGAUGCUCUCCAACCUCAUCAGUGAGAAGAAGACCAUCUCUUUUAUUGGCUGCCUCUUGCAGAUGUACUUCUUCCAUUCACUUGGAAACACUGAAGGAGACUUGCUGACUGUCAUGGCCAUUGACAGGUACCUCGCCAACUGUAACCCACUCUGCUACCCGACCAUCAUGACCCCCCAAAUACGCGCUCAGCUCUCUGCAGGCUCUUGUGUCUUUGGUUUCCUCAUCCUUCUACCUGAGAUUGUGUGGAUUUCUAGCCUGCCUUUCUGUGGCCCCAACCAAAUCCACCAGAUCUUCUGUGAUUUCACACUGUUAUUACAUUUAGCCUGUACGGAUGCCUCUGUGAUCUUAGUGCUAGAUGUGAUUCAUGCUCUGGCCAUUCUGAUAACAGGUCUGAUUAUUUCUUUUUCUUACAUCAGAAUUGUCAUUGUGAUCCUGGGCUUCCCUUCAGUGGAGGGUCGUAAAAAGGACUUCUCCACCUUUGCUGCCCACAUUGCUGUCUUCCUGCUAUUUUUUGGCAAUGUGGCCCUCAUGUAUCUCAGAUUCUCUGCCACGUAUACCCCAUUUGGGGAUGCUGCCAUCACUCUAACCUUCUCUGUCCUUACUCCCUUUUUCAAUCCCAUAAUAUACAGCCUGAGAAAUAAGGAUAUGAAAGAUACUAUUAAGAAGCUUCUUUGCAGAUCUAAGAUUACUAAGUUUCGGAUGAAGAUAGAGGAGGGUUCAGUGGGGAAAGUCUAA